CCCUCCGGGGGCAGCCGCAGGGGCAACCGAGGGCAGGACGGGCAGCCCGGACUCAACGCGACCCGGCGGGCCCAUCGGAGAGGGCAAGGCCGUGGCCACCUCCUCGGUGGCAGCAGCAGCGGCUGCGGCUGCAGCUGGCAGAGUCUCGCAUUCGCCGGCCCAUGAACGCCUUCAUGGUGUGGGCCAAGGACGAGCGCAAGCGCCUGGCCCUCCAGAACCCCGACCUGCACAACGCCGUGCUCAGCAAGAUGCUGGGCCAGUCGUGGAAGGCCCUGAGCACGUUGGACAAGCGUCCCUUCGUGGAGGAGGCCGAGCGUCUCCGUCUGCAGCACAUGCAGGACCACCCCAACUACAAGUACCGGCCGCGCCGCAAGAAGCAGGCCAAGAAGAUGAAGCGCGUGGAGCCCAACCUGCUGCUCCACGGCCUGGGUCAGGGCAUGGGAGGGGGGCCGGUGGGGGGAGACGGCGGCUACCCCCACCCCCACCACCACCACCACCACCACCACCUGCUGGGCUUCCGGGAGUCGGCCUCAGAGCUGGAGAGCUACGGGCUGCCCACGCCCGAGAUGUCGCCGCUGGACGUUCUGGAGGAAGGCGGCGGCGACGUGAGCGUCUUUUUCCCGCCACACAUGCAGGAGGAUGGAGCGCUGGCGCCAUGGGUCAACUACCACCACCAGCACCAACACCCCCACCCGCACCACACCCAGGGGCAGCACGGCCCACACCACGCCGGCAACAACCACCACCACCACAACCACAAUCCCCACGGCAUGAGCCACGUGCAUCCCCACCCACACCAACACUCCCACCCCCACCUCGGCCAGAAGUCUCCCCUGGCCUGCCGCCCAGUCCAGGAGAAGUGCCUGCCUCCAGAGCCCACGAACGCUCACUCCCUCCCCCACAAUCACCCCCACUACCCGCAGGCCUCCUUGUCCGAGCCUGCCAAAGCCCCCCUAGGCGCCUCGUCCACGGCUGGAUACUACAGUCAGCUGUAUGGCAACACACCCCAGACCGCCUUCCCCUCACACCUGGGCCAGCUCUCCCCACCUCCCGAGACCCCUACAGCGGCCUCAGCUCCGCCUGCUCCUCCUCAAGCCGGCCUGGACUCUGUGGACCAGCUGGGUCCCUCCUCGGAGUUCUGGAGCGAGGUGGACCGCCACGAGUUUGACCAGUACCUGAGUGCCAGCCGGACUCGUCUGGAGGCGGGGUACGGAGUGCCCCUGUCCAAACCUGGUGGGCGGCUCUCCUCGUGUGAGGACAGCAGCCCUCUCAUCUCUGCCUUGUCGGAUGCCAGCAGUGCCGUCUACUACAGUACCUGCAUCACUGGAUAAACGCACACUCUCUCUCUCUCACACACACACACCCCACACACACAUACACACAUGCACACUCCCUCUUUUUUUCUGUUACUCUUUCAUCCUUCUCACUUUCUUUUCCACAUCAACUGCUAAAACCACUACAGUGCCUUGGUCACUGCUCCACACCUUUGCUACUUACAACGUCCAUCACAACCCCUCCUCUUUUCACUGGCUCAGGUAAAAUCUGCUACUACCCCGCAGGCUGCAUUCUAGCAGGCCAUUGUGUCAAUGUAGUCCCAUUCCUCUGGCUAUAUCUCUAUUUUUUCUCAGUCCUUUUUAACCUCAAAAGUAAAUUCUGUUUUUGUUUCACCGAGGGAGCCCACAGUUGUUAAAACUUCUGUCUAAAACUUCUGGGUAGACUGGAAAGUUACAGUGGAGAGGGCCUUCCAAGUCCCUGGCUAGAUUUUGGUUGCCCUGCUCUAUAAUCUACUUCAGGUUACUGUAGGCCUCAAGUGCCUCUUUAAGUCCUGUAAAUCAGUGUGCGAGUUCUACGGUUGUCCAGUGGCAGAUAAGAGAAAAUGUGAAUAUCUCCAACCAUAUAUUUUUUUUCUCCUCAGAUGUUUUCUAUGUGCCAUAUUGUUUGUUUAUGACUUUUUUCUAAAAUGACUUCAAUGUAUUUAAAUUUGCACUGGGUAGCCCCAAUAGCAAACCUGUCUGAAAUGUAUGUGAAACCACUGUCUAAUACACUUUGAGGAUUAAAAAAAACAACUUUGUUUUAAUGCUCCAUUGAGGAGGCCUUCAGAUCAUCUCAGCUCCCUCAUCUCAUGUGUGUUUACCAAUGAUGAUAUAUGUCUUUUAAGAUGAGGUUAAGUAAAUGUUUGUCUAUGUUUGUCAAGGAAUGUAAAUUAUUUCUUGUUUUGUCAUAAAGUCUCCCAUGGUUUCGAUUUGGACUUGAGCGUCGGUUUUGUUUAUACAUGAAGCAUAUUUCUGAAGUCUCGAAGUCAGCUCUUGAGACAUAUGUCAGGACUGGUAAUAACUCCGCAGCUUUUGGUAAUAAUUAUCUUCAAAUAAAAAGAGUUUGCAAUAAAAAAAAUGUCUCAAGAGCUAUUAAAUCAAAACAAUUAAAUUGAAAACACACAAUUGUAAAUAGGAUUUCAUCUAAAUACUUUCCCACACCACAGAUUGCAUGUGUAGUUUUUUUUCUCUAAAUGUUAUAUCUGUAAAUAUCUAUUCUUUUGUAAUGGAUGGGAGCAUUUGUACAUGAUGUGCUUUUUUGAGUAUUUGAUAAAAUAAAGUAAUUUUUAACUUUAA
Alosa alosa (allis shad) is the source of this 2609-nucleotide messenger RNA. It is a transcript of the gene sox18, whose product is annotated as SRY-box transcription factor 18. Bases 162 to 1331 code for a protein of 389 amino acids. NCBI's taxonomy places the organism in Eukaryota, Metazoa, Chordata, Actinopteri, Clupeiformes, Clupeidae. The record is from RefSeq and is a predicted model, not a curated record. Gene Ontology annotation, molecular function: RNA polymerase II cis-regulatory region sequence-specific DNA binding; DNA-binding transcription factor activity, RNA polymerase II-specific. Gene Ontology annotation, biological process: angiogenesis; positive regulation of transcription by RNA polymerase II; vasculogenesis. The transcript is spliced from 2 exons.